Medioppia subpectinata is the source of this 555-nucleotide messenger RNA. Lineage: Eukaryota; Metazoa; Arthropoda; Arachnida; Sarcoptiformes; Oppiidae. The record is from the annotation of a GenBank genome assembly.
UAUAUCAACGGCCAAUGGAUUGAGUCGUCGUCCAAACGGUUCCCAGUGUUGAACCCCUCGUCGGGCGAAACGAUUGGUCACUCGUAUGACUGCGAUCUCAAUGAGACCAACGAUGCGAUCGUCGGCGCGAAGACUGCGUUCACUCAAUGGAGUCAAACGACAGGCAAAUAUCGAUCGCAACUCAUUCGCCGUCUCUUUGAACUUCAGAUGAGAUCAGCGCCAGAAAUGGCACAAAUCUUGACACUGGAAAUGGGAAAGCCGUUGAAAGAAGCGAUGGGAGAGAUCUCAUACGGCGCCUCAUUCUUGGAGUGGUUCUCGGAAGAGGCCAAACGCAUUGAAGGCCGCCUAUUGGAGAGCCCGUGGGAGAAGAAGAUGAUUAUGUACUCGAAAGAGCCCAUCGGUGUCGUCGCUAUCAUAACACCCGUUCGUAACACACUUUCGGAUAUAUUUUGCAAUUGGAAUUUCCCGAACGCUAUGAUUACGCGUAAAUUGGGAGCCGUUUUGGCCGCCGGUUGUACUGCAGUCAUACGACCCGCAGAGGACACGCCCUUCUCG